AUGCCAUUAUGGCGUAAAAGGAUAUAUCAAAGUCUCUGCCUGUAUAUCUAUCUGGUGACUGGAGGAGUUUUUAAGGUGAAUGUCAGCAUUUUCACAAAGUCUAUUGCAAGUCCAAGUUCGGUUUCACAGCUAGAGCGAGCUGAAAAAGGCGAGACUGGUUGUACUUCACUGAUUUUCUCGUGUCGGUGGACUCAUUGCACCUCAUACACAUCGGUUAAAAUGAUGAUGACACCCAGGGACAGAGCAAGGGUGUGUAAGAGUCUGAGCCUCAUGCUCCUCUUGGCCGUAGUGACGGUCACCUUUGUCCAGAUCGGUAACAUCAGCUCUGAAGUGCAGUUUCAGACAGAGAGGGAGGCACUGCAGGAGGCAACCAUUUCAAAAAGGGCGCUGCUGAAGAAGGACCCUUUACAGGACCCCAUCAGCUUCUGGAAUGCGGGGCCAGAGAAGCCACGGCCCAUCCCUGACAGACACAUUUGGGCUGAGGACAGAGCACCCAGGACCUGGGAUGUCACUUCCACCAACUGCACCGCCAACCCCAACUUCACCAGCGUGGGGUGGUUCGCUGGUCUGGAGCCCAACUUCAAGCAGUUCCUGCUCUAUAGGCACUGCAAGCAUUUCCCUAUGAUCAUCAACCACCCGGAGAGGUGCAGCGGGGAGAUUUACCUGCUGAUGGUCAUCAAGUCCAUCAUAACCCAGCACGACCGCAGGGAGGUGAUCAGGCAGACGUGGGGGAGGGAGCAGGUGAUCGAUGGGAAGAGGGUGAAGACCCUUUUCCUCCUGGGGGUGCCGUUGAACGAGGAGGAGAAGGCCCACCACCAGAAGCUCCUGGAGUACGAGAACCUCAUCUACGGCGACAUCCUGCAGUGGGACUUCAUGGACACCUUCUUCAACCUCACCCUCAAGGAGACCCACUUCCUUAAGUGGUUCCACAUGUACUGCCACGAUGUGCGGUACAUAUUCAAGGGGGACGACGACGUCUUUGUCAACGUCCCAAACAUCUUUGAGUACCUGGCGAGCACCAGCACUGAGAACCUCUUUGUGGGGGACGUCCUGUUCAAGGCCAAGCCCAUUCGAAAGAAGGAGAACAAAUACUACAUCCCCCGGGCCCUGUACAACAAGACACACUACCCGCCGUACGCAGGCGGCGGCGGUUUCCUGAUGGACGGCGCCCUGGCCAGGAAGCUCUCAGGAGCAUGCGAGGCAUUGGAUCUUUACCCCAUCGACGAUGUCUUCCUGGGCAUGUGCCUGGAGGUCCUCCGGGUGGCGCCCAUCAAACACAACGCCUUCAAGACGUUCGGCCUGGUGAAGGACAAGACCAGCAGGCUGAACAGGGAGCCGUGCUUCUUCAAGAGCAUGAUCGUGGUGCACAAGCUGCUGCCCCCUGACCUGCUCCAGAUGUGGAAGCUGGUUCACAGUGACCUUGUCUGCGCACAGAAAGCAGCUCUCCUAUAG
Molecule: messenger RNA, 1452 nt
Organism: Megalops cyprinoides (Indo-Pacific tarpon)
Lineage: Eukaryota; Metazoa; Chordata; Actinopteri; Elopiformes; Megalopidae
Product: UDP-GlcNAc:betaGal beta-1,3-N-acetylglucosaminyltransferase 7-like
Exons: 5
Coding region: 1-1452 (483 amino acids)
Cellular component (GO): membrane
Molecular function (GO): hexosyltransferase activity
Source: RefSeq, a predicted model, not a curated record